GUUACGUUUAAAUGUCUCACAAUUUGGUAGUUCAUAUAGCUGUAGUCUAUAGACCUUAUAUUUGUAUUGAACUAAUUUGGAAUAAUUUCGUUUUCUUAUGAGUUACAUCAGUGUCCGCAACGGAGGGAGCGUGGUUCGCCUGAUGUCACUCGUCAUUUUAAAUCUACCUAUCCAGUAAAAGUUUUCUGUCCCAGCUAAAAUUCUGUGAAACACCAGCGAUAUCAUUUGUUACAUUUUACUCACUUUCCCUAAGCAUUUUUAAUAAAUAGGCCUACACCAAUCUAAACCUCAGUUUUCAUCAGUGCCUGACAGUCACAGACGAUAGACGAUAGGUUUAGCUAUUCGAGCUAACUUAUAACAUGUUUCAGGCAGUGUUAUGGAGAGGGCUAGCUUGCUGUUUAUCUUACCUGGUCGCAAUUGACUGACGAUAAAUCAGAUUUGUUUAAACUUUUAUUGGUCAACGGGUGGAUACAGCAAGAUAAACGUGACAUUUUUCGGUCAAAAACUUGACUGUCAUACGGGCUUGGGCCCAUUAUUGUUACGAGUUAUGACCGUCCGUUUGUCUGCAAUCUGCAUCGCUGCGAGUGAAUGGAUGACUGGUGGCGCAAGUCACCUCAGUAGGCCUGUCAUAUGACGUGCUUUGCUAACUGCACAAAUAAGAAGUUAAAACAAACACCUCAAUCACCUGAGAUGUUGAUAUGAUAUGCACAAUAAUACUUAAAUAUGCGUACAGUACUCUUACUAUCCAUUUCAAGUUAAAAAGAGGAGUGAAUAUUUGUUCAAUAUCUUUUUUGAUACAGUUCAAUGGUCGUCUAUGGAAAACAUGAAUGUAGAAUUCCUAAUGGAUCUCAUAUCAUUUUAAAGAGCCAUUUCCAAUCUUUAAAUAGAAAGAAACUUACAAUGGACACUUGUCUUUAGUUUUUAUUAUUCUUGGUUAUUUGAAAUGUUUCUCAAAUUGCCCUUUUCUUUCGGAAUUCCCAGGAAUCUGGAGCAUUGUUGUAAAAUUCUGUUGGGUUAACCUUAACACUUGCCCAGGCAUCACGCAUGCACCUCCCUCUCCCUCUCUUGUGCACUCUCUCUCACACACACACACACACACACACACACACACACACACACACACACACACACACACACACACACACACACACACACACACGGAUUAACAUGAUACAAAUGAUUUACACUUCAGAUGCAAGCUGAUAGACGUGUCCUUUGAUCGUUUUGCAUUAGAUAGGCCUAUUAUGGUAAUACAUUAAUUUAAAUAGUCACCCAGGCUACAGGUUACAUAGGCGAUAGGCCUACUGACAGAAUCAUCAAUGUUGUAGAGAGGAUUGUGGAUCCACACGUGUCUGCCAUACAGUUUUUCUCUAUCACCUGUGGCCCCAUUUAACUAAUUAUAUAUUUUUUUCUUAAUCCAGAUGAGUGCACAAAAAGCAAGGCAAAAAAGUGCAGUAUGGGAGUACUACACUCCAUCAACAGCAGGGAAGGCAUUGUGCAAUACCUGCAAAGUUGCUGUCAGUAUGGGAGGUUCACAGCCGAAAAUUACCAAUACCUCAAAUCUUUGGUCCCAUCUUAGGAUUCAUCACCUUGCCCUGUAUGAAUCUGCAAAGAAGCAAGAACCUGGACCUGCAUCAACAGCUGGCAACCUGGCAACAGCUGUAUGCCAGCCUGCAAUUGAACACAUGUUUCAGAACAAAAGAAAAUGGACAAAUUCAGAUGACCGGUCAAAACAUAUGGACAAACUAAUUACGGAAAUGAUGGUUACAGACAACCAGCCGUUCACAAUGGUGUCUGAUGUUGGCUUUCAGCGAGUCAUGGCUGCAGCUGAACCGCGGUAUGAACUGAGAAGCGAGAAAUUUUACCGUACAGCCAAACUAGAUGAAAUCCAUGGUAAGGUUGUGCUCAAGAUCAAAGAUCUUAUUAAGCCAGAGAAUGCUGGCUUUGCACUGUCCUUUACCACUGAUUGUUGGUCUGGAGCAACAGAGUCCCUGAUGAGCCUAACAUGCCACUUUAUUGACAAAGAGUGGCUACGAAAGCAAGUUGUAUUAAAUACAAAGGCAAUGCAGGGAUCCCACACAGGUGAAUAUAUCCGGGAGACUUUCCUGGACAUGCUCCAAGAGUGGGAAAUCACCAAAGAACGUGUAGCUCUUGUUCUUCGGGAUAAUGGAGCAAACAUCGUGAAGGGGCUGAGGCUGGCUGAACUUCGAAGUUGCACAGCCCACACUCUGCAACUGGUGGUCAAUGAAGGCUUGGCAUGUCAAAGGGUUGUGAUAGACAUAAUUGCCAUAGUGAAGAAAUGUGUGAAUCAUUUCCAGCACUCCAUCUUGGCCAAGCAGCGCUUGCGGAGCAUUCAGAAGGACCUGGGCCUUCCUGAACACCAGGUGAUACAGGCUGUUCCUACAAGAUGGAAUUCCACACUCCACAUGCUUCAAAGGGCACUGGAGCAAAAGCGUGCUCUAACCAUCUACUCUGGGGAGUAUGGUGGGUUUUCAUGCCUAAAUGCUCAGCAGUGGGAGAUUGUGUCCAAUUUGGUUGAAACACUAACUCCAAUUGAAGAGGUGACACUUGAGGUGAGCAGCAAUGAUUCCUCUGCAUCUUGCAUCAUCCCCUGUGUCACUGUGCUCAAGAUGAUACUCCGAGAUGAUGGGCCCUCAACACAGGGAAUCAGAACCCUUAGGGGAGUGAUGAGGGAGGCUCUCAGCAAACGGUUUUCCAAAUUGGAGGAGGCUAAAUCUGUGGUUCUGGCAUGUCUUUUGGAUCCACGCUACAAAAGCCAUGCAUUCUCCUGCGAUUCUACAUUGACCAAGGCCAAAGAAUGGCUCAAAGAGGAAGUGGAAGGUGAAGUAGAGCAGAAUGCAGCAGAGAUAGGUGGUGUAGAGCAGCAAGCUGAGGCAGGGGGGGGACACUGCACACGAACAAAGCCCAAAAAGACAACGGAGAGAAGAGACACCAUCUCAUAG
Messenger RNA from Eleginops maclovinus (Patagonian blennie), 2963 nucleotides. RefSeq names its product zinc finger BED domain-containing protein 4-like. Gene Ontology annotation, molecular function: DNA binding. The record is from RefSeq and is a predicted model, not a curated record. NCBI's taxonomy places the organism in Eukaryota, Metazoa, Chordata, Actinopteri, Perciformes, Eleginopidae.